AUUCCACCCCUUUUUCUUUUUUUUUUCCCUACAAUAAAAAAAAAUAUAUAUAUAUUUAUAUUAUUUCCCUUUUUUUUUUGUUUCCUUUAAUUAGAAUAGUUUAACAAUGGCAAACGCAUUUUCAAGAUUAACACAAGGAACAAAGAAGCCCUUAUCUGGGUUAUUAAUUAUUUCACUAAUUUAUGCUAUUCAUAAAGCAAGAAAACAGUUUAAAUCAAAUAUAGUUGCUGAGAAUAGUAAACAACGACAAAGUCAACAACAACAAGUAAAAAAUAGAAGGAAAGUAGGUGUCAAUAAGGAAUUCAUCCAGCAAAUGAAAAAGUUAUUACCUAUUUGUAUACCAGGCCUAUUCUCAAAGGAAUCAGGAUUAUUGUUCAUACUUGCUACUGUACUUAUUGCUCGUACCUGGUUGGAUAUUUGGUUUUCUGGGUUUAAUGGCUCCGUAGUAAAGUCUAUUGUAUCAAGAGAUAAAAAGCGUUUCAUUGCAUUAGCUAUUGUGGAAUUUGGUUUAAUGAUGUGGCCUAUGAGUAUUGUUAAUAAUUCAUUAAAAUUAACAAUUAAUGCACUUGCACUUAGUUUUCGUGAGCGUUUAACAAAGCAUGCUCAUAAUCAAUAUCUGGAUGGAAUUACAUUUUAUAAAAUCUCAAAUCUUGAUAAUAGACUUCAGAAUGCAGAUCAAUUAUUAACACAAGAUAUUGAUAAAUUUUCUGAGAAUUUGUCUCAUCUUUAUUCAGAUAUUGCAAAACCUGUCGUGGAUAUUUUUUUAUUUGCUUAUAAAUUAGGUGAAGCGAUUGGUAAUGAGGCUCCUUUCUUCAUGAUUGCUUACUUUAUCUUAUCUGGCGUUUUACUUCGUGCAUUCUCUCCUCCAUUUGGUCGAUACACUGCUAUUGAACAAAAGUUAGAAGGUGAUUUUCGUUUUACUCAUUCCCGUAUUAUAACUCAUUCAGAGGAAAUUGCCUUUUAUCGUGGAGGUGAAAGAGAAAAGGAAGUGGUGAAUAAUACUUUUCAAAAGAUUUCAAAUCAUGUACGUAAAGUAUAUACACUUCGAUUCCUAAAUGGUAUUUUUGAUUCUGUUCUUGUUAAAUAUUGUGCUACAAUGACUGCAUAUUAUUUAUUGGCAAGACCUGUAUUUGAUCGUCGUUAUGCAACGAAGCAUAUGGGCUAUGAUAAUGACCCUACUACUUUAAUGGAAGAUUAUUCUAGAAAUUCUAGUUAUUUGAUUAAUUUAUCUCAAGCCGUUGGUAGACUUAUUUUAACUGGUCGUGAUUUAACUCGUUUUGCUGGUUAUACUUCUCGUGUAGCAGAGUUAUUUGAUGUAUUAGUUGAUGUAAAUCAAGGAAAAUAUAAACGCACAAUGACAUCUACGAAUGAAAAUGAUGGUCCAAAGAGUAAAAUUAUUGAUACAAAUAAUACAAAUGGAAAAGUAUUAGUUCGUGAUGGAGUCAUUAUCUUUGAUAAAGUACCUAUUGUUACACCUAACAAUGAUAUCUUGCUUAAAGAUCUUUCAUUCAAAGUGAGUACAGGCAUGAAUUGUUUAAUAUCAGGGCCUAAUGGAUGUGGUAAAAGUUCCUUAUUCCGUAUUUUGGGUGAUUUAUGGCCAUUAUUUGGUGGUAAUUUAACGAAGCCUGAACCUCAUAAAUUAUUUUAUGUCCCUCAAAAACCGUAUCUUCCUUUGGGUACAUUUAGAGAUCAAGUUAUUUAUCCUGAUACUCAGGCUGAAGCAUUAAAGAAAGGAUAUGACGAUCCUACUUUGAUGAAACUUUUAGAUACAGUUCAUUUAGGUUAUCUGGUUGAACGUGAAGGAGGAUGGGAUACAGUUCAAGAUUGGGCAGAUGUUUUGUCAGGAGGAGAGAAACAAAGAGUUGCAAUGGCUAGAUUAUUUUAUCAUAAACCCCAAUUUGCUAUUCUUGAUGAGUGUACUAGUGCAGUCAGUGUAGAUAUUGAAGCAAUCAUGUAUGAGCAUGCUCGUAAAGAAGGCAUUACCUUAUUCACAGUAUCACAUAGAACAUCCUUGUUUCGCCAUCAUGAAUUCCUUUUACGCUUUGAUGGUGAAGGACAUUAUGAAUUUAGAGAAAUGGAUCCAGAGGAUAUUAACUCUGCUUUUGGUUUUGGUCACGGCAAAUCCAAACCUCAGCCCAAGCUGGAAGACAACGAAGACUAUUAAAGGUCUUUGUUCUUUAUAUAUAGAUAUAAGAUGAUUCGUUAAUAAAAAAAAUAUCCUUUUUUUAUAACUAUAUACAUAUAUAUUUUUGUAUUUGAUAUCCCAUAUAGAUUCACGUCAUUGAAUAUCUCAGGAUGUACUGCCUGCUGCCUUCAGCAAUCAUAAACCGACAGUUUUAUUAUUAAAUCCAUUCUGAUAUCUAGAUCUCCUUUCUCUUGAGACCAUUAAGGGGGGAGUUUUUUCUAUAUUUAUAUACAUAU
Molecule: messenger RNA, 2421 nt
Organism: Cokeromyces recurvatus
Lineage: Eukaryota; Fungi; Mucoromycota; Mucoromycetes; Mucorales; Mucoraceae
Product: ABC transporter transmembrane region 2-domain-containing protein
Exons: 17
Coding region: 107-2164 (685 amino acids)
Biological process (GO): peroxisome organization; fatty acid beta-oxidation; very long-chain fatty acid catabolic process
Cellular component (GO): peroxisomal membrane
Molecular function (GO): ATP hydrolysis activity; ATP binding; long-chain fatty acid transmembrane transporter activity
Source: RefSeq, a predicted model, not a curated record